This is a messenger RNA of Sinocyclocheilus grahami, 1127 nucleotides long. RefSeq names its product ATP synthase subunit beta, mitochondrial-like. Gene Ontology annotation, molecular function: proton-transporting ATP synthase activity, rotational mechanism; ATP binding. The record is from RefSeq and is a predicted model, not a curated record. Gene Ontology annotation, biological process: proton motive force-driven mitochondrial ATP synthesis. The annotation marks the transcript as partial. The transcript is spliced from 6 exons. Lineage: Eukaryota; Metazoa; Chordata; Actinopteri; Cypriniformes; Cyprinidae. Gene Ontology annotation, cellular component: proton-transporting ATP synthase complex.
GUGGGAAAGACUGUAUUGAUUAUGGAGCUGAUCAACAACGUGGCCAAGGCUCAUGGUGGUUACUCCGUGUUCGCUGGUGUAGGAGAGAGAACCCGUGAGGGAAACGAUCUCUACCAUGAGAUGAUCGAGUCUGGUGUCAUCAACCUGAAGGACACCACCUCAAAGGUGGCUCUGGUGUACGGACAGAUGAACGAGCCCCCAGGUGCCCGUGCUCGUGUGGCUCUGACUGGACUGACCGUUGCUGAAUAUUUCCGUGACCAGGAGGGGCAGGAUGUGCUGCUAUUCAUUGACAACAUUUUCCGCUUCACCCAGGCUGGAUCGGAGGUGUCUGCCCUGCUGGGCCGUAUCCCCUCUGCUGUGGGUUAUCAGCCAACUCUGGCCACUGACAUGGGUACCAUGCAGGAAAGAAUCACCACAACCAAGAAGGGUUCGAUCACAUCUGUGCAGGCCAUCUAUGUGCCUGCUGAUGACUUGACUGAUCCUGCCCCUGCCACCACUUUCGCUCACUUGGAUGCCACCACCGUGUUGUCUCGUGCUAUUGCUGAGCUGGGCAUCUACCCCGCUGUGGACCCACUGGACUCCACUUCCCGUAUCAUGGACCCCAACAUUGUGGGAUCUGAGCAUUAUGACAUAGCCCGUGGCGUCCAGAAGAUCCUCCAGGACUACAAGUCCCUGCAGGAUAUCAUUGCUAUUCUGGGUAUGGAUGAGUUGUCUGAGGAGGACAAACUGACUGUGGCUCGUGCACGUAAGAUCCAGAGGUUCCUGUCCCAGCCCUUCCAAGUCGCUGAGGUCUUCACUGGACACUUGGGCAAGCUGGUGCCCCUGAAAGACACCAUCAAAGGCUUCAAGGCCAUUCUUGGUGGUGAGUAUGACGCUUUGCCUGAGCAGGCCUUCUACAUGGUGGGCCCCAUCGAGGAGGUUGUCCAGAAGGCAGAGAAGCUGGCUGAGGAGCAUUCGUAAAUGAGUCGGUUUAAACGUGUCAGGGUGGGUUGAAUGAAAGGGAGGAGCACUUGGUUUGUAACGUCACAUUCAAAAACAAAUUGUAUCUUUAUUGCUUGGACAUUCUGAAGUUCUAUUUAAUGUUUUCAAUUUAUGAUGGAAAUAAAACUGUCUUAACGUGAACCAUU